AUGCUACUUACUCCACUCUGCCAGAGUGCCAUGCUACUUACUCCCCUCUGCCAGGCUGCCAAGCUGCUUACUCUCCUCUGCCAGGCUGCCGCCCUGCUAACGCCCCUCUGCCAGGCUGCCGCGCUGCUAACUCCCCUCUGCCAGACUGCCAUGCUACCUACUCCCCUCUGCCAGACUGCCAUGCUACUUACUCCCCUCUGCCAGACUGCCAUGCUACUUACUCCACUCUGCCAGACUGCCAUGCUACUUACUCCCCUCUGCCAUGCUGCCGCGCUGCUUACUCCCCUCUGCCAGGCUGCCAUGCUACUUACUCCCCUCUGCCAGACUGCCACGCUACUUACCCCUUUGUCAGACUGCCAUGCUGCUUACUCCCCUCUGUCAGACUGCCAUGCUGCUUACUCCCGUCUGUCAGACUGCCAUGCUGCUUACUCCCCUCUGCCAGGCUGCCAUGCUGACUACUCCCCUCUACCAGGCUGCCAUGCUAUUACUCCCCUCUGUCAGACUGCCAUGCUGCUUACUACCCUUUGCCAGACUGUCAUGCUUCUUACUCCCCUCUGCCAGGCUGCCAUGCUACUUACUCCCCUCUGCCAGACUGCCACGCUACUUACCCCUUUGUCAGACUGCCAUGCUGCUUACUCCCCUCUGCCAGGCUGCCAUGCUGCUUACUCCCCUCUGCCAGACUGCCACGCUACUUACCCCUUUGUCAGACUGCCAUGCUGCUUACUCCCCUCUGCCAGACUUCCAUGCUGCUUACCCCCCAUUUGUCAGACUGCCGCGCUGCUUACUCCCCUCUGCCAGACUGCUAUGCUACUUACUCCCCUCUGUCAGACUGCCAUGCUGCUAACUCCCCUCUGCCAGGCUGCCAUGCUGCUUACUCCCCUCUGCCAGGCUGCCACGCUGCUUACUCCCCUCUGCCAGACUGCCGCGCUGCUAAUUCCCCUCUGCCAGACUGCCGCGCUGCUAACUCCCCUCUGCAAGGCGGCCGCCGCGCUACUUACUCCCCGCUGCCAGGCACCCACGCUGCUAACUCCCCGCUGCCAGAUUGCCCCGCUGUUAGUUCACGCUGCCAGGCUGCCAUGUUGUCGUGUUACCAAUGCACGCUGCCAGUCCGCCAACUUUACGGACAUCGCAAAAAGCUAUAAUUUUAUUAGGGAUGCCAACGAGAACUAA
This is a messenger RNA of Mya arenaria, 1170 nucleotides long. RefSeq names its product keratin-associated protein 10-3-like. The transcript has a single exon. Bases 1 to 1170 code for a protein of 389 amino acids. NCBI's taxonomy places the organism in Eukaryota, Metazoa, Mollusca, Bivalvia, Myida, Myidae. The record is from RefSeq and is a predicted model, not a curated record.